Messenger RNA from Rhineura floridana, 1074 nucleotides. RefSeq names its product centromere protein V (gene CENPV). Gene Ontology annotation, molecular function: carbon-sulfur lyase activity. NCBI's taxonomy places the organism in Eukaryota, Metazoa, Chordata, Lepidosauria, Squamata, Rhineuridae. The transcript is spliced from 5 exons. The coding region runs from base 1 to 921 and encodes 306 amino acids. The record is from RefSeq and is a predicted model, not a curated record.
AUGACUAUUGGCCGACAUAUGGCUCAGUGCUUGCUACGCCUUUGCCAGCUUGGGGGUUUGGGGAAUGGCAGCCCCAAAGGAGCCCCCUCCCCCAGCUCCUUCCCCCCCCCUCGCCUUUUCCUCUCUCCACGUGGCUUUCCAUCCGAGGAGCUGGCGCGGCUCUGGAGCUCCGUCGAGCGGCCAAGCCCGGGAGCGCAGCAGGGACGGAGCGACCAAAGCAUGGGGAAGGCGAGGAAGACCCCGGCCGCUACCGCGACGCGGAAAGGCCCCCCGUCUGGGGGGAGGAAGCCUCCGCCUCCGGCCUCGAUCCCUUCCCCCCGGGAUCGGGCCUCCAAGGGCAAGGGGCCGCCGAUCCAGAAGCCCCCGAAGGCGGCGGAGCGUCCGGCGCCUGGCGCCAGCCCGGACGAGCUGUGCGCCCUGGCCCUGGGGGCGCAGAAGGAACGCUGGCUCCAGUUUCAAAAGCGCCAGAGGGUGAGCUGCGAGGAGGCGGCCAAGCUCUUGCUGGAUACCUUCGAGUACCAGGGCCUGGUGAAACACACGGGGGGCUGUCACUGUGGAGCCGUCCGCUUUGAGGUCUGGGCGUCAGCCGACCUCCAUGUCUUCGAUUGCAAUUGCAGCAUCUGUGUCAAGAAGCAAAACAAGCAUUUCAUUGUUCCUGCCUCACACUUCAAGUUGCUGAAGGGCACCAACAGCCUCACCACCUACACCUUCAACACCCACUGUGCCCAGCACACGUUCUGCAAGACGUGUGGCGUCCAGAGCUUCUACACGCCCCGCUCCAAUCCAGAUGGCUAUGGCAUUGCUCCGCAUUGCCUGGAUGAGGGAACUGUGAGCAGCGUCACCGUGGAGGCGAUCAAUGGCAAGGAAUGGGAGAAAGCUGUGAAGGCCCACCCCUCCAUCAGGUGCAUGUCCAAACAGUGACCCAGCUUAUUCUGGAAUCGUGGAUGCCCCAGAGCUGGUGGUUUUCUUCUCCUCCCUGUCCCCCCCCCCAGCCCAUCUGUCCGGGAUUGCUCAGCAAGAGAUCCCCAUUUCAAAUACAUUUGGGAAAUAAAACUUGUAUUUUUGUAAAACAAA